AUGUCUGCAACCACGGCAACAGCUGGCCCCGACGGGGCAGGCACAAACCCCCGCGCUCCAGAACCAACCCUGGAAUGGGAGACGCGAACCCCGAAACCGAGCCGCUUCAGCAGGUUCAUGCCAGGAGGGGCCGGGAGCCAACCUGGCCACCAACAACACCACGACCCGGAACGGGUCCCCGACGACGACGCGGCUCUCGCGCACAAAGAGGCCGGGCAGGCGCAUUAUGGUUCAAACCGCAGCCAUCACGGCAACCGCCUCGACAGGAUCCUGCCGCCGCACAAAAGGUACCUCGGUAUGCGCAGGCGCGUCUUCCUGCUCGUGCUCGCGGCCGUCGUCGCGCUGCUGAUCCUCAUCGUCGGCCUCGCGGCCGGCCUAUCGUCGCGCUCCGGCGGCAGGGAAAAGAUGCCGCUCCCAGAGGAUGGCGAGACGUACCAGGGCGAGCUGACGUACUACAACCCGGGACUGGGCGCCUGCGGCAAGGACCACGACGACGCCGACAUGGUGGUCGCCGUCGCCCGCGAGCUGUUUGACGAGGCGGCGGGCGGUGCGGAUGCGAAUCCCAACAACAACAGGCUCUGCGGCAGGAAGAUCCGCGUGUCGGCCGACGGCGGCCGCGAUUCGAUCGAGGUUACCGUCGUGGACCGCUGCGAGGGGUGCAAGUCGACCGAUCUGGACCUGUCGCCUGCUGCGUUCAGAAGGCUUGCCGACGAGAGUCGGGGUCGCGUCAAGGGCGAGUGGCAGUGGGUAUAA
Molecule: messenger RNA, 753 nt
Organism: Pyricularia pennisetigena
Lineage: Eukaryota; Fungi; Ascomycota; Sordariomycetes; Magnaporthales; Pyriculariaceae
Exons: 1
Coding region: 1-753 (250 amino acids)
Source: RefSeq, a predicted model, not a curated record